This is a messenger RNA of Enterospora canceri, 525 nucleotides long. The record is from the annotation of a GenBank genome assembly. NCBI's taxonomy places the organism in Eukaryota, Fungi, Microsporidia, Enterocytozoonidae.
AUGACAGUCGAACCAGUGAGUAAAAAGUAUCAAGUGUAUUUGAGGAAGUAUGACAUAGCCCAUGCAAUGAGCAAGGAGAUGAUUUCAAACAUAGCUGGAUUCAAAGUGGAUGGAGUGUGGCAUACGUCUAUUGAGGUGCACGAUAAAGAGUACUUCAUGGGAGUUGGGAUUGAAUGUGUUGAACCAGGACAAUGCAAUCGAUACGGGGUGCUUGUAGAUCGAAUGCUACUGGGUGAGACUGAAUGUGAUCCAGAGACAUUGAAAGCAUUCAUUGAAGACCACAAAGACGACAUGUGGGCUCCACAGACGUAUCACAUGCUUGAUCACAACUGCAAUCAUUUCACUGAUUAUUUGGCCAAGUUUCUGACCAGUAAUGGAAUUCCAGUUGAAAUACUGGAGCUAUCAGAAAAGGCAAAAACCAACCCAAUGUUCGUCCAGUUCUACAAGCAGAAUCAGAAGCAGUUUCAUUCGUCCAUAAACAGCGCAAGAGGCGGACUGGAUAACUUAUCCAAAAAAUUCAAGUAG